AGCUAAAAGGUUUUCAUUUUAUGCAAUUGGUUUCUUCGAAAUAUACAGGAAAAGAGUCUAGUUCCAACCUAGAAACGAUUGAAGGCCAGCCCUUCUCCUCGCAUUGUUCAAGUGCAAUUCUUUUUCAUUUCAUUUCUAGCAUUGGAAUUUUUAGAAUUAUCAAGGGUGUAGUUGGGAUCUUUGUGGUGACUGAAGUGAAUUUCUCUUAACACUUCAUCAUUGCAUUGUCUUUCCCAAGUACCCAAAAAAAAAACUGGUAUUGGGUCCAUCAGAAUUUUAAGGAGAAGGGUAUAGUUGAAAUCUUGAGGAGGAUUGAAGUAAUUUUUUGCACGAGAAAAUGGUGAUGCCAAAGGAGGUAGAGCAAGUGAUGAAGAUGAGAGGGGGAUCUGUGUUGGGUAAAAAGACUAUCCUCAAGAGCGACCAUUUCCCUGGUUGUCAAAACAAGCGUCUGUCUCCUCAGAUUGAUGGUGCUCCCAAUUACCGCCAGGUAGAUUCAUUGUGUGUUCAUGGUGUUGCCAUUCCGACAAUUGUUGGAAUUCGAAAUGUUCUUAAGCACAUUGGAGCCGAGAAAAAUGGGAAGCAGGCACGUGUUCUUUGGAUUAGUCUUCGAGAGGAACCGGUUGUAUAUAUUAAUGGGCACCCCUUUGUUUUGCGUGAUGUUGAAAGGCCCUUCUCCAACCUUGAAUAUACGGGAAUCAAUAGGGAUAGAGUUGAGCAAAUGGAAACUAGAUUAAGGGAAGAUAUUUUGAUGGAAGCAGCAAGAUAUGGAAAUAAGAUCCUUGUGACUGAUGAACUGCCGGAUGGUGAGAUGGUGGACCAGUGGGUACGAGUAUCCUGUAAUUCGGUGAAAACACCAUUGGAGGUGUACGAGGAAUUGCAACUCGAUGGAUACCCUGUUGACUAUGAGAGAGUGCCUAUAACAGAUGAAAAGUCACCGGAGGAGCUGGAUUUUGAUAUUCUGGUUAAUAAAAUUUCUCAAGCUGACAUAAGCACAGAUGUUAUUCUUAAUUGUCAAAUGGGUCGAGGAAGAACCACAACUGGCAUGGUUAUUGCAACUUUAGUUUAUCUCAACAGAAUUGGAGCUUCAGGCUUUCCCAGGACCAAUUCAAUCGGGAGAGUUUUUAGCUCUGGUUCUAAUAUCACUAACAAUCUUCCCAAUUCCGAAGAGGCAAUUCGUAGAGGAGAAUACACGGUCAUAAGAAGCCUAAUUCGGGUCCUAGAGGGCGGUGUCGAAGGGAAAAGACAAGUAGACAAGGUCAUUGACAAGUGUUCUUCCAUGCAGAACCUCAGAGAAGCAAUUUCCACUCAUCGCAACAACAUUCUUCGUCAGCCAGAUGAGAUGAAGAGGGAAGCAUCACUUUCAUCUUUUGUGGAGUACUUGGAGAGAUAUUACUUUCUCAUAUGCUUUUCUGUAUAUAUUCAUUCCGAGAGGGCAUCUCUAUGUUCUAGUUCCUUUGAUUAUACCUGUUUUUCUGACUGGAUGAAAGCAAGGCCAGAGCUAUAUAGCAUUCUUCAUAGGUUGCUUCGGAGAGAUCCUAUGGGUGCACUUGGAUAUGCAAGUCUGAACCCAUCUUUGACAAUGGUAGUUGAAUCUUCUGAUGGUUGCCCUCAUGAAGUGAGUGUCGUUGCUCUGAGGAAUGGAGAGGUUCUCGGGAGCCAGACUGUCUUAAAAAGUGAUCACUGUCCUGGUUGUCAAAAUGCAAGCUUGCCAGAGAGAAUAGGGGGUGCUCCUAAUUUCAGGGAGGUCUCUGGAUUUCCAGUUUAUGGAGUUGCAAAUCCAACUAUUGAUGGAAUUCGGUCUGUCAUUCAAAGGAUUGGCAGCUGCAAAGGUGGUCGUCCUGUUUUUUGGCACAAUAUGCGGGAAGAACCUGUCAUCUACAUUAAUGGAAAUCCAUUUGUGCUCCGUGAGGUUGAGAGACCCUAUAAAAACAUGCUGGAGUACACGGGAAUUGAUCGUGAAAGAGUGGAGAGAAUGGAAGCCCGGCUGAAGGAAGACAUCCUGCGAGAAGCUAAACGCUAUUAGGGUGCUAUAAUGGUCGUUCAUGAGAAAGAUGAAGGGCAAAUAUUUGAUGCUUGGGAGCAUGUCAACUCUGAUUCUAUACAAACUUCACUGGAGGUUUUUAAAUGCUUAGAGGAUGAUGGUUUUCCUGUCAGGUAUGCACGAGUUCCCAUUACAGAUGGCAAAGCUCCCAAAAGUUCUGACUUUGAUACAGUGGCCGCAAACAUUGCUUCUGCUUCCAAGGAUACUGCUUUUGUAUUCAAUUGCCAGAUGGGAAGAGGGAGGACAACAACUGGUACUGUAUUAGCUUGCCUUGUGAAGGUUCGUAUUGAUAGUGGGAGACCAAUUAAAGUUCUGGUUGAAGAGAUGUUCCGUGAAGAGUCAGAUGGGAGCUUCUCAAGUGGUGAAGAAAACGGAAGUAAUGCCACCAGAUUGAUCUCUAGCUCUGCUAAAGUAAGAACUAAAAAUGAGCAAGACCGUGCAUUUGGCAUUGAUGAUAUACUACUGUUAUGGAAGAUAACAAGAUUAUUUGAUAAUGGGUUGGAGUGCCGUGAGGCCUUAGACACAAUUAUUGAUAGAUGUUCAGCACUACAGAACAUACGACAAGCAGUUCUUCGGUACAGGAAGGUAUUCAACCAACAACAUGUUGAACAAAGAGUGAGGAGACUAGCACUGAAUCGUGGAGCUGAGUACUUGGAGCGGUACUUUCAUUUAAUUGCUUUUGCAGCAUAUCUUGGUAGUGAAGCAUUUGAUGGGUUUUGUGGACAAGGAGAAUACAUGAUGACGUUUAAGAAUUGGUUGGAUCAGAGACCAGAGGUUCAAGCAAUGAAAACGAGUAUAAGACUAAGGCCUGGACGAUUUUUCACUGUCCCUGAGGAGUUGAGAGCAUCACUUGAAUCCCAGCAUGGAGACGCUGUUAUGGAUGCCAUUGUUAAGGUACGCAAUGGUUCUGUGUUAGGAAGAGGUUCUGUUCUUAAAAUGCACUUCUUUCCUGGUCAGAGAACUUCCAGCCACAUCCAAAUCAACGGUGCCCCGCAUGUGUUUAAGGUGAAUGGAUACCCUGUUUAUAGCAUGGCUACUCCAACAAUUACUGGUGCCAAAGAAAUGCUGGCAUACCUUGGUGCCGAGGUCAAUGCAGAAGGAUAUGCUGGUCAAAAAGUGGUGAUAACUGAUCUGAGAGAAGAGGUGGCUGUGUACAUUAAUGGCACACCAUUUGUAUUGAGGGAGUUAAACAAUCCUGGUGAUACCCUAAAGCAUGUUGGAAUUACUGGCCCUGUGGUGGAACACAUGGAGGCACGGUUAAAGGAAGAUAUAUUGUCUGAGAUUAGACAGUCUGGUGGACGAAUGCUUUUGCAUCGUGAAGAAUACAACCAGUCAUCAAAUCAGUCAAGUGUUGUGGGAUACUGGGAAAACAUCUUUGCUGAUGAUGUGAAGACACCUGCUGAAAUAUAUGCUGCUUUAAAAGAAAAAGGGUAUAAUAUAGUGUAUAAGAGGAUACCAUUAACUAGAGAAAGGGAGGCUUUAGCUUCUGAUGUGGAUGAAAUUCAGAUCUGCAAAGAUGACUCCUCUGGGUGUUUCCUUUAUGUAUCACAUACUGGAUUCGGUGGAAUCGCCUAUGCAAUGGCAAUUAUCUGCUGCAGACUUGGUGCGGAGGUGAACUUUGGGACAUCCAGUGCUACACAAGCAUUGGCUGAUGCACAACUAAAUUCUUCAUCUGAAGAAAGCAUGGCAUUUCGGACUUCUGAAGAAGAACCACGAAGGAUGGGUGAUUACCGUGACAUACUAAGCCUUACUAGAGUUCUCAUGCAUGGUCCAAAAAGCAAAUCAGAUAUUGAUAUCAUUAUUGAAAGGUGUGCUGGUGCAGGGCAUUUACGAGAUGAUAUCCUUCAUUAUAGCAAGGAACUUGAGGCGGUUCCCCAUGGUGAUGAUGAGCACCGAGCAUACCUCAUGGAUAUGGGCAUUAAGGCUUUAAGGCGUUACUUUUUCCUCAUCACAUUCCAGUCUUACCUAUACUGCACAUCUCCAACUGAGACAAAAUUCACAUCUUGGAUGGACGCAAGGCCUGAACUCGGACAUCUCUGUAAUAAUCUUAGAAUUGUAUGGUAAUUGUCUUCAUAAUUCAAAAUGUAUGGAUGUACAUUACAGGUCUUAAUAAUGCCUAUUCUAGGCUUUCUCCCAUAA
Molecule: messenger RNA, 4180 nt
Organism: Hibiscus syriacus
Lineage: Eukaryota; Viridiplantae; Streptophyta; Magnoliopsida; Malvales; Malvaceae
Product: paladin-like
Exons: 19
Source: RefSeq, a predicted model, not a curated record